ACCUUUCGCCGCGGCGGAGCCCGGAUGAGUUUGCAAGAAUGUCGUCUUGAAGGGAGGGCACCAGGUGAAGAAGUCACCAGGAAGUGAUGCCUGUUGAAAGUGGAAGCAGUGCAGCUGCACGGCAGGUGAAACAAAAACGAAAAGCUCACACAAUCUCCAUCAGAAGAACAAACAGCUCUGAGCAGGAACGUGUCACAUCACAACGCGAAAUGCUAGAAGGACAGGGAGCGAUGAUGUCGGCUGUCUGUGAGGAAGUCUGUGGGCAGUCAGUGGAGGAUUCAAAAUUGCCACCAACAAUUCGGCAAACAUUGCUGGAACUAUUUGGACAGAUUGAGCGAGAAUUUGAAAAUUUGUACAUUGAAAAUAUUGAAUUGCGAAGAGAAAUUGAAACCUUGAAUGAUCGUUUAACUGCUGAAGGCCAGACAGUGGAUGGAGGAGAUUUGAGCAAAGGACAGUUGAAGGCAAAAGCCAGUCACAGCACCAGCCAGUUAUCUCAAAAACUGAAAACAACUUACAAGGCCUCUACUAGCAAGAUUGUAUCAAGUUUUAAGACGACAACUUCUAGGGCGGUCUGCCAGCUGGUGAAAGAAUAUAUUGGACACAGGGAUGGAAUUUGGGAUGUCAGUGUUACACGUUUACAGCCUGUGGUGCUGGGCACAGCAUCAGCUGAUCACAGUGCCAUGUUGUGGAGUAUUGAGACAGGAAAGUGCCUCUUGAAAUAUGUGGGUCAUGCAGGGUCAGUAAAUUCAAUCAAGUUCCAUCCUUCAGAACAGGUAGCGCUCACAGCAUCAGGGGAUCAGACAGCUCAUAUCUGGCGAUACAUAGUGCAACUGCCCACCCCACAGCCUGUAAUAGACACAAAUCAAAUGUCUGGGGAGGAGGAAGUUGAUUUCUCGGACAAAGACGAAGCAGAUGGAGAUGUUGAGGGUCCCAGUGAAAGCCCAACAAUCAGAGUUCCGUCAACUACACUCAAGAGUCAUCAGGGUGUGGUCAUAGCAGCUGACUGGUUAGUUGGAGGCAAACAGGUGGUCACUGCAUCCUGGGAUAGAACUGCAAACCUGUAUGACGUGGAGACUUCAGAGCUGGUGCAUUCUCUGACAGGACAUGACCAAGAGUUGACUCAUUGCUGUACUCACCCCACUCAGCGCCUUGUAGUAACGUCAUCACGUGACACCACUUUUCGUCUCUGGGAUUUUCGAGACCCUUCAAUCCACUCGGUGAAUGUAUUUCAGGGUCACACUGAUACUGUAACAUCUGCUGUCUUUACUGUGGGGGAUAAUGUUGUAUCCGGCAGUGAUGACAGAACUGUGAAAGUCUGGGAUCUAAAGAACAUGCGAUCUCCUAUAGCAACGAUUCGUACUGACUCAGCAGUCAACAGGAUAAGUGUUUCUGUUAGUCAGAGAAUUAUAGCGCUUCCUCACGACAAUCGUCAGGUUCGACUGUUCGACAUGUCGGGAGUACGUUUAGCCCGUCUUCCCCGCAGUAAUCGACAGGGUCAUCGGCGUAUGGUGUGCUGCACAGCCUGGAGUGAGGACAAUCCCAUAUGCAACCUCUUUUCUUGUGGUUUUGAUCGUCAAGCCAUUGGUUGGAAUAUCAAUAUCCCUGCACUUUUGCAAGAAAAAUAAGAUACCAUCAAGUGUUUCAGAAAAGACUUUAAAGACCUCCAAUCUUUAUAUGCUUAUUAUGUUUCUAUUGCUGUUAAUGCUGUGAGUCUUCCAGCUAAGAGAGCAUGGUGUGUUUGGUGUUAAAUGGCUUGACAUGCAUAAUCUGCAUGUAUUGCCUAUGAAACUGUGUUUGGUUAAUAAACCAAUCUUGUGUGUAACCAUGCAUUUAUUAUAAAUAUUUCUUUUGUUUGUAAUUUAUGUGACCAUUGGUCGUUGGAACUAGUUGACCUUCUCACAGCAAACCUCUAAAUAAUUUCACUGACGUUAUAGCUGGAUUCUGUAGCAGUGUGAGCAAGGCAUUUUUUUUAAAAUAUGAGGCUCUGCUAAGUGUAAAUUAUGUGCAAGUUAUAGUUGUGUUUGUUGUUACUGAAAAUCAUACAUAUUUGCCUUGUGGCCUUCUGGAAAAAUGCAAGGUUAGUAUAUCGCAAUUUUGACACAACUUCACAUUCAAACGUGUUGUUCUUUAGUAGUCUCUUUACAUACAGUAAGUAUCUGACAAUCAGUUUAUUGCCAUGCAUUUGUGCGAUUAUGUAUUAAAUUCAUUCUCUAAUUUCAUCAGUGCCUGGAAUUAGAAAAAUAACUGUUCAGCUGUCAUAUGAGUUGAUAAUAGUGUACAAUCGAUGGAUUUGUAACUUAAUGUGAUGUAGAUAAUCAUGUGAUGACCUUUAUGGUUAGACCCCUUUAUGUAUUUUGUCAAAGUGCACACUAAUAUAGAAAGAAUGGUGUUGAUUUUUUUUUUUGUAAGUAGUUUAUUCUGAACUUUGUGACUUAAACUGAUAAAUCCACAGACAGCUCCCUACCUCCAGCCUAAUUCUAUAGGAAUGGGGAAAUAAGGUUAAUGAUAUAGUGAUGUCAGGAUGCUUCAUAAGAAUCAGUAAAGUGAAAAAGAAUAAUUCUGUUUAUGAAUACUGUAUAGAAUAUAAAAGCUAACUUUAGGGGUAUGUGCAGAUCACAUCUUCUAGUGUUACUUACAAUGACUAGGACAUUUGAACACAAGUACAGGUUAAAUUUCAAGUUUAAAUCAUUUAGAAACAAAUAUCUUGCAGGUUUAACAUAUUUGCAUGUUUUUUUUUACAGUCAAGCACAAUAAUACUCAGUUUUAAGUGAUUUUAAACUACAGCCUUUAAAGAGACCAAAUAUUACAGUGCUAUCCUCUGCCUGGCUUGCAAUCCAGUUUCAUUAACCUUCAUUGGUACCAAGAGUAACUUGGAAUAAUCAGGUAUGGAUUUAAUUAUAAUUAGUUUUCUUUGAUUAAACCCAAAGAUUAGUGUUAUACAAAGCUCCAAUCAAUUAACUGCCUAAUUCUGUCCAAAUCUGCCAUUGCACAAUAUUCAUGAUCUAUGCUUUGACUGAAGUUGGCUUUAGAGCACUUAAUGGUUGUCCAUUGUCACAGGCUGAGCUUAUAGUGCAUUUACAUUAAUGCAGGAGAUGUUUUUAUUUCCAGAAAUUGGACAGUACUAUUUGAGUGGUUUGGAUUUGAUAUCUGCCAAUGAAUGGUUGAUUUUUAAUUCACAAUCCAUACAUCGAACUUCUUGAUGAAUAGAUGCAGUAGUGGUAUGCCAAGUUUGAUUAUGAUGACAUUACAACACAAGGCACUUUACAAGUAGAGCUCUGGGUAUUUUAUUGUUUAAGCAGCAGAUUGUUUUGGCAUAAACUGUAGAGCAUCCUAAAUAAGCAUCAUUGCUGUUCAGGCUUCUUAAUAGACGUUUUUGUUUGCUUGUCCUUAAUUUACUGGGUUCCUUUCGAAUUACGUGGCAACUCUGUAAAAAUGUAGUUAUUCUUUUCAUUAAAGAACUAAAUAAGCAUAUUAUAAAUCACAUUUUAAUGCUGUGGGACAACUGUUUCAAAUGCAGCACAGAAGUGUGACAACAGCUUAUAAGCAAGUGGAAUGUAUCCAGAGAUGACCAUAUCAUUAUUCAUGAGCAGUUAUAAAAGCUGCCAAGGGUAUUUCUAUGGCAGAAAACAGAUUUGUUGCAAUAAAUUGCUGAAUCAGACAAUGAAUGAAGUUUCUGAAUUGCGUUGAUCCAUUUGGAUUAUUGUGGGUUGCUCAUUUUUGUAAAGUUUGUUCAAAAUGCAAUAUAGGGAUUGCUGGGGAAAGUUGUCUUUAGUAAAAUAAAAACUGGUGCAUUACAUCUGUUUAGGAAAAAAAAACAUUGUAUACAUUUCAUGCACCACAUAGUGAUUUUGCACGUCUGUAUUUAAAUUUGAAACAACUGUGCGAAAUUAAAGGUGAAACACAAUGGA
Molecule: messenger RNA, 3908 nt
Organism: Pristis pectinata (smalltooth sawfish)
Lineage: Eukaryota; Metazoa; Chordata; Chondrichthyes; Rhinopristiformes; Pristidae
Gene: wdr37
Product: WD repeat domain 37
Exons: 15
Coding region: 87-1625 (512 amino acids)
Cellular component (GO): preribosome, large subunit precursor
Molecular function (GO): protein binding
Source: RefSeq, a predicted model, not a curated record